This is a messenger RNA of Ornithorhynchus anatinus (platypus), 2394 nucleotides long. RefSeq names its product DEAQ-box RNA dependent ATPase 1 (gene DQX1). The record is from RefSeq and is a predicted model, not a curated record. Gene Ontology annotation, molecular function: RNA binding. The coding region runs from base 3 to 2180 and encodes 725 amino acids. The transcript is spliced from 11 exons. Lineage: Eukaryota; Metazoa; Chordata; Mammalia; Monotremata; Ornithorhynchidae. Gene Ontology annotation, cellular component: intracellular anatomical structure; spliceosomal complex.
CGAUGUGGCGGCGCCGGGACCCCGAGGCGGCGGGCGACGACCCCGACGGCGGUGGCGCCGCCCUGGCGGUGAACCCUUACGACGGGCUGCCGGUGUCCAGCCGCUACGCCCGGCUGCUGUCGCAGCGCCGGGCCCUGCCGGUGUGGGCCGCCCGGGCCCGCCUGCUCGACCAACUGGCCCGCAGCCCCACCGGCGUCGUCCUGGUGGUCGGGCCCCCCGGCACCGGCAAGAGCACCCAGAUCCCGCACUGGUGCGUGGAGUUUGCCCUGGGCGGGGGCCCGGAGGCCCGGCGCCGGCCGGUGGUGGUGUCGCAGCCGGAGCCCCUGGCGGCCCUCAGCCUGGCCCUGCGAGCCGCCGACGAGAUGGAGCUCAGCCUGGGCCACGAGGUCGGCUACAGCGUCCCGCUGGAGGACUGCGCCCGCCCGGACGCCCUGCUCCGGUUCUGCUGGGACUGGCUGCUGCUGCGGGAGGUGGCGUCGGCCCCCGGUCCGGGGUCGUGGGGCGUCCUGGUCCUGGACGAGGUCCAGCAGCGGUCGGUGGCGUCGGACGCCCUGCAGGGCCUGCUGCGGGACGUCGUCCUGGGCCCGGGGCUCGGGCCCGCCCGGCUGGUCGUCGUGACCGAGCCGGCCCUCGAACCCAAGCUGCGCGCCUUCUGGGGGGACCCCCCGACCGUGCGCGUGCCCGAGGGGCCCGGGGAGACCCCCGCCCCCGUCUACAGGGACCCCGCCCCUCGGGACCGGGUCAGGGCCGCCUGCGAGGCCGUGUGGGCGCUGCACCGGGCCGGCGGACCCGGCGACGUGCUCGUCUACCUGGCCGGCGAGGAGGAGAUCUCCCGGUGCUGCGAGAUCCUGCGCGGAGAAGCCGAGACGGCGGGCGAGGCGGGCCCCCUCCUGGUGCUGCCCCUGCACCCCGGGCUGGGCCCGGCCGCGCAGGCCGUGUACGAGGAGGCGACGGAGGGGACGGCGCGGAGGGUCGUGGUCACUCACUGGGUGGCCGACUGGUCCUUCUCCUUCCACUCCACCGGCCGCCACGUCGUCGACGCCGGACUGGAGCUACGGAGUGUUUAUAACCCCCAGAUCCGAGCCGAAUCUCAGGUCCUGAGGCCCAUCAGCAAGAGCCAAGCAGAAGCCCGGAGGUUGCGGGCCAGGGGCUCGCCCCCAGGCUCCUGCCUCCGCCUCUACCCGGAGUCGUUCCUGGAGGAGGAGGCGCCCCUCCUCCCCCCGCCCCGGGUGUGUGAGGAGAAUUUAAGUCGCCUGGUGCUGCUGCUGAAGCGCAAACACGUCGCCCGACCCGGGGAGUGCCACUUCCUCGACCGACCCGCCCCCGAGGCCUUCAUGCAGGCCCUGGAAGACCUGGACUACCUGGCCGCCCUGGACGACGACGGCGACCUGUCGGACCUGGGGAUCAUCCUGUCGGAGCUGCCCCUGCCCCCCGAGCUGGCCAAGGCCCUGCUGGCCGCCUGCGAGUUCGACUGCGUGGACGAGAUGCUCACGUUGGCCGCCAUGCUGACCGCGGCCCCCGGAUUCGAGGUCCCCCCGCGCUGCGCCGAGGAGGCCGCCCGCCGCCGGGCCCUGGAGCAUCCGGACGGCGACCACAGCACCUUGAUCCAGGUGUACGACGCCUUCGUCCAGGGUGGCGAGGACGAGUCCUGGUGCCAGGCGAGGGGCCUGAGCUGGGAGGCCUUGUGCCGGGCCCGGGCCCUGCGCGAAGAGCUGCUGGCGCUGAUGCACCGCAUCGAGCUGCCCGUCUCCCCCCCGGCCUUCGGCUCCGACCGCAACCGGGAAGCCCUUCAGAAGGCGCUGGUGUCCGGCUACUUCCUCAAGGUGGCCCGGGACACGGACGGAGCCGGCAACUACGUGCUCCUGACGCACAAGCACGUGGCCCAGCUGUCCCCCUCCUGCUGCUACCGGAACCGGCGUCCGCCCGCCCGGCCCCCGCCCUGGGUCAUCUACCACACCUUCUCCGUGUCCCGGGACAACUGCCUGUCCGUCGUCUCGGCCGUCCAGCCGCGCAUGUUGGUGGAGCUGGCCCCGCCGUACUUCCUCAGCAACCUGCCUCCCGGCGAGAGCCGGGACCUCCUGGACCAGCUGCGGGAGACCCCGCCGGACCCCCCGGCCCAGCCCCCCGCCCCUCCUCGCGCCCCCGGGCCGGGCCACGCAGAGGCCUGUGCCCUGCAGUGACCGGUCCGUCCGGAGAGGAGAGGGCGGCGGGUCGGGGGUCGCUACGCCGGGGUCCGGCCCCCCGACCGCUGAACCCGAAGGGAACGGGGGUUGCGGGACCCAGAAGAGCCCCUCCGUCUCCCCCGCCCCCGGCUUUCGGGGCGGGGAGGCCCCCCGGUCCCAUCCGCCCCAGACGGCGGCAAUCUGAUGGAAUAAAAUCUUUUUGAUAACGCCA